AAUGAAUGCCAUGGGUUUGAGAUAUCAUUAGCCGCACCACAGCUGCAGAGACACAACCGAUUGGAUCCGCUUUUGGGGACCGAAUCGGAUGGACACGAGUCCGGCGGACACGAGAAGCGGUCGGCCGUCGCUGUCAUGCGAUAUGCAGUCAACGGUCGUUAAUAACGGCUUAAUUGGCGCCAAUCAUAACAAUGCCAUCAAAUUAGUGAAAGCCAUCUAUCAGUUUAAGGCCAAUAAUAAUGACGAGUUGUGUUUCGACAAAGACGAUAUAAUAACGUUAACCCAAUGGCCAUCGGGUGGCUGGUGGGAGGGCACCCUCAACGGCAUCACCGGCUGGUUUCCAUCCAAUUACUGCCAACCGUUGACCGCAUCCGAUGCCGAACUCAAAGACACCGACGGCCUCUCUCUUGGCUUAAAUAAUGUGUCCAAUAGUCACGACACAGACGCCCAACAGUACAGACAAAUGGUGUUUCAAGACAUUGAGGACACGGAGUCGGCGUAUGUCAGGGAUAUGAUGGACACGAUUAACAGAUACCUAAAGCCUAUACAACACUCACAGAUUUUGCCAGACAAUGAAAUCAAUUCAAUCAUACGUAUCGUACAAGAGAUCUGUUCAGUUCACCGGCGCUUUCUGGUCACACUUAACGGCCUUAAUUCUCUACCCCAUAAGGAGGUCCGAAUCGGUGGCGUAUUCUUGGAGUUCGCGCCCCAUAUAAAGGCCGUACACUUAGACUACUGUUCAAAUCACGCAAAGUUUGUCCACUCGAUUGAGAAAUACAAAAAAGAUAUCUGCGCUCUGUUUAGUAGUCUUAACCCAACCGAUGGUAACGCCGGUAACGUUCAGUUGACGUCGUGUUUGAGUGCCUCAUUCAGACGGAUCGACAAAUAUCCGGCUCUACUCCAAGAGCUACAGAGAUAUACCGAUGAAAGUCAUAUCGAUAGAGGAGAUACACAAAGGGCUGGCUUUGUAUUCAGAGAUCUAUCGAUGUCUUGUCUUGAGCUGAGACGACAGAAGGAGAUGGAACUGGAGGUGAUGUUAGGGAAUAUCAAGAACUGGGAUCAAGGAUUGAAGAAUAUCCAAUCGUACGGCGAAAUAAUACGUAUGGAUUCCGUGAGCAUUCAUAUUAUCCCGGAUUACUCUGAGAUGAAGAAAGACCGAUAUCUGGUCCUCUUUCCGCAAAUACUGCUCGUGUUGUCCGUCAGCACCGAAAUGACAUCAUUUGUGUUUGAA
Medioppia subpectinata is the source of this 1231-nucleotide messenger RNA. The record is from the annotation of a GenBank genome assembly. NCBI's taxonomy places the organism in Eukaryota, Metazoa, Arthropoda, Arachnida, Sarcoptiformes, Oppiidae.